This is a messenger RNA of Aspergillus nomiae NRRL 13137, 2053 nucleotides long. RefSeq names its product nucleoside transporter. The record is from RefSeq and is a predicted model, not a curated record. Gene Ontology annotation, biological process: transmembrane transport. Gene Ontology annotation, molecular function: transmembrane transporter activity. Gene Ontology annotation, cellular component: fungal-type vacuole membrane; plasma membrane. The annotation marks the transcript as partial. Lineage: Eukaryota; Fungi; Ascomycota; Eurotiomycetes; Eurotiales; Aspergillaceae. The transcript has 4 exons.
GGUGCCUCUGCUGCAUCAUGGACGCCACUCGACGGCUCUUCCGGGUAGCGAAGGAGUAUAAAUGUAACGAGGUCGGCUGAUCGACGCUGUCAAGGAAGGGUAAGAUUCAAUGGACUAAUAAUUAAGGAUCCCAAUAACCACAAGGGUGUAGGAACACCGCUGAUUGAGUUCGACUCACCUUCUUCUGUCAUUUUUUUUCUUUAUUUACUCUGUUCUCCCGCUCCCUGAUCUUCUUUCGGCUACCAAAUUCAACACCCGUGGCAAUUGUAAUGGCAGACGCUGAACAGGGUUGCGACCCAAAAGUACAGGUCAAGGAGACUGGACCCCAUGUCCAUACACUGGAGUUACUAUCUACCGAUGCAGAAUUGAAGGGUUCCAAACUUCAGAAAGGCAUCGCGGCAUUUGGUCGAGUAUUCACUCAAGUGUCUGGAGUGGAGGCUCGAGGAAUUGAACGCGUAGCAGAUGAUGAGCGCCAGCCUCCGGCUCCCAAUACUUACAUCCGCAUCUUUCUUUUGUGGCUGAGCUCUGCAUUGACUGGGAACAACAUUAUCGUGGGACUGUACGGUCCAUCAUUAUAUGGGCUUGAUUGGAACCAGGCCACCAUAUGUGCACGUUGGGGGUUAUGCUAGGAAGUAUGUGUGUAGGGUAUAUGAGUACUUGGGGUCCCAAAAGUGGGAAUCGCACCCUGGUCGUGACUAGAUACUUCCUUGGAUACUACCUCAGCAAGGUUUGCUGUCUACUCAAUAUCCUCACCAUGCUGGGAUAUGGCAUGAUGAACUGCAUUCUCGGGGGCCAGGUCAUCUAUACAGUGUCCGGAGGCCGUACAGCUGUUCCUGUUGGUAUAAUUGUAGUAUCAGCUCUGACUUGGUUCAUCGCCACUCUUGGUGUGCACCUUUUCCAGUUCUAUACUAGAUACGCCUGGAUCAUUCAAGCCCUAACGUUGGCCAUCAUGAUCGGCUCUGCCGGGCCAAGCUUCAUCACCUCACCUCACCUUUCCCCAGAUAUCCCUAGAGCGACCGCCGCUGAUCGGCUUUCAUUUUUCUCUCUUUGCUUCGCCUCAGCCGUUACCUGGGCUCCGGCAAGCGCAGACUACUUCGUCUACUUGCCAACAGCAACCAAAUCAUGGGGAAUGUUCCUCGCCGGUAGCACAGGCACGAGCCUGGCAAUGGCUUUAACAACACUCCUAGGCAUUGGCCUAGCAACAGGGAUUGACACAAAUCAACCUUGGAUCGAGGCCUCCCUUGCCUCCCCAGGGAGUCUGCUCGCGGCGUCGUUCAGCAACCUGCACGGCUUUGGCCGCCUUUGCGCUGUCAUCCUCCUCCUCGGCACAGUCUCCAACAAUAUCCCAUGCACAUACUCCGCGGGUCUCAACCUCCAAAUGCUGGGCCGCUACGGCCCACGCAUCCCGCGGCCUCUCCUGACUACAUUCGAAGUCGUAAUCUACACCGUCUGCGCAAUUGUCGCUCGCGAGUAUCUUCGCGAGAUCAUGGAGAACUUUCUCCCGCUCAUGUCUUACUGGAUUGUGGCAUGGCUGGCAGUUUGUCUAGAAGAGGCGUGGAUUUUUCGCCGAGGUCACAACUAUGACUGGACGGUUUGGAAUAAUCCACAUCGGUUGCCGAUGGGUCUUGCUGCCGGGGCCAGCUUUGUAUUCGGGCUUUUGGGUGCCGUCCUUGGAAUGUCUCAAUCAUACUUUGUUGGGCCGAUUGCCAAAGCCUUGCCUCAGAAUUGUGAUCUGGGUAUGUGGCUUGCAUUUGGCUUUACUGCGGUGGUGUAUCCAGCUUUUCGAUGUGUCGAGUUACGUGUUGUGGGACGGUGACAGUUUUGGCAGACUGUGGGAGCAUAUAACGUAGUAUCCCUUGAACUGGGAAUAAAGCUGUUCGGACGCUAGUGAUAUCACAAAAUACAUAUACGGCUCAGACCCGAGGCAGUCUAAAAUGGCGAGUGGGCAGGGUAUCGACACCAGAUAAUUGGCGGGGAUGAUGUUCACUGCAUACAUAUACCCGAAAGCGUUACAAAGAAUAUAUACUGUAUAGAUCGUCAUAACAUAGGAGAA